Messenger RNA from Galendromus occidentalis (western predatory mite), 2305 nucleotides. RefSeq lists its product as uncharacterized. Bases 102 to 1511 code for a protein of 469 amino acids. The record is from RefSeq and is a predicted model, not a curated record. NCBI's taxonomy places the organism in Eukaryota, Metazoa, Arthropoda, Arachnida, Mesostigmata, Phytoseiidae. The transcript has a single exon.
AAGCCGGUGUUUAGGCCGCCAUCAUCGUGAAACUCGGAGGGUGAUAAUUUGCUUCGAUCUCCUCGAAUUUACGCCAGUGCCGAGCGAGAAUCCACUCGACAAUGGUUAAGCCACUCACAGUGUGUGGUCCCUGCCACGGUGAUGCCGUAAAGAAGACCGAAAACGCUUCGGAGUGCGAAUUAUGCCAGCUCAAGGCUCGAAACUCGGAGCUCGAGGCGAUAGUGGCGAAAAUGGACACCGAUCGCCGAGCUUGCGUGAUGUUGAUCGGCGACACUCAACUCAUGAAGCUCAGGAAAGCUCCUCACUACAUGAACGAGUAUUUCGGCAACAACACUCCGCGAAUGCUGGUCCGAUGGCAAGUCAACGAGAACAUCGAGCGCAUGCUGGCGUACCUCCUCGAGAGUUUCAAAGUGAGCCGACCGCAUGCGGUUGGAUUCCACGUUCUCUGGUUCGGCGGGCUCCACGAUACGACUCUCGAAGACUACGACAGGAGUAAGUACCUCGAGAGGCUCAAGGUCGCCUUGAAAACCGUCCACGACGAUGCCCGCUCGUUGUCGGUUACCUGGGCCACGCUGCCCGAAUCCGCUCACAACGCCGAAGCCGCUCACAUCAACGAGGAAAUGGUGCGCUGCUCCGCCGACACCGAUUGGCUGAAAAUUCUUGACCUUCGUUUCGUCUCUCGUCGCGAGGGAACCAUGGACGCCAACGAGGCUAUUUGGACAACGAAGGGCAGCCAAUGCGUGUUCGAGUCUCUGAAGAAAUUCUUCGUCGAGAAACUCGAGUACACCGAGGAAGAACUCAGCUCUCUGGAGGAGUCCGCUAAAAAGAACCGCGAGAAACGUCAAAAACGUGAGGCUAAACAAGUGAAGAAAACCCCGGAAGGGGCGGCGGCCGCCGCCACAACAAAUGGCGAUGGGCCCGCCAAAAAUAACGGUACCGAAGCCGCUGCUCCGACCUCUGGGCGAAAGAAGAAGGUCGCUGCACAGAAGACCCCGGAGACCCAAGGGGCCGUUCGAGUCCAGACUCAGAAGGCUGCUAUCACAAAGAAAUUCCCGGCCGUCGAGAUCCGCAAUAAGCCGAAGGUUGCGAACCCGAGACGGGCGAAGGCCGUAGCCGUGGUCCCUCAGAGGGCUCCGAGGGGUCAGCAGAAGCAACAGCAGCAGCAGCAGCAACCACAACAACAGCAACAACAACAACAGAAACAUCAGCAGAAGCCACAGCAGGUUCAGCAACAGCACCAGCAGGUGCAGCAACAACAAGCUCCUAGAAAUCAGGGCAAACGAUUCCAUAACGCCAGUAAUAAGAGAUCGUUCCGUCAAGACGGCGGGGGCCAAGCCGGUAACUUCACCGGACAGGCGAACUACGUCGACGCCUGGACAACCGGCGCUGUGAGCUACCAAAACACCUACGGCAACGGUCAAGCCAAACGAGCUCGUAAGCAGAACAACGAUGCGGGAUAUGCAGGAAGUUACUACGAUUACGGAAAUUACAGUGAAGACAUUCAAUACUAAGCGAUAAAGGAACUCCUACAAUGCUGCACACUACGACUUUGGUUUUUACCAGAGCGAACUUGACAUUUCCAUCCGAGACGGCAACCGAAGCUCCGAGCGCCUCCUCGGGGCCAAUCCAUUUCAUUCACCGUACCGCAAUCACCGCAGAGUGUAAUCAUCGAGCCGUGCUCCUACCGUAGUGUAACAGUGUUUCGGUAAAGAUUUCCGAAUAGCCAUCCACAAUCAUCCAUUUUAGCAGAACUCCGUAAUAUGUAUGUCCGUCGCUUACCGUCAUACGACAUAGAAUUCCAUAAGUUCACUUGGGAGAAGAGGACCUCGUCUCCUCGAAGAUUUUGUUCUCGUCGCUCAAAGCUACCUUUCGGAUUUUGGAUUCUUUCGUGAACAACUCGCAGGGCCCAUAAUUUUUUUCUCCACCUGCUUUGUAGUUUUAAGACCGAGUUCACCAGUGAUGGGACUCAAGUCACGAGUUCGCCUCCUGCCGUAAGCCAGGGCGAGACCUCCGAAUUUUUUUGUGACACUCUCUUUGUGAAUCCCUCAGUCAUGAUUGACUCAUUCUAAGAGCAGAACCGUAUCUGAAAUCCAAUAAUUUGUCAUGAGUAGCCUUCGCCGAAACCCUAGAUAAGUAUCUUAAGAAACCUGCGAAGCCUCGACCGCGAUUCUCGCUUGCUCUACUUUAAGUGUAUACUGUGUACAUACACGCAUGUACGAUUCCGGUAUUGGUCUUGAAAAUAUGUUUCUCGUUCAUCCUGUCGUAUAUCAAUAAAGCAUACCUUCACUUCGAGCCCGUGAACAGU